Molecule: messenger RNA, 423 nt
Organism: Penicillium argentinense
Lineage: Eukaryota; Fungi; Ascomycota; Eurotiomycetes; Eurotiales; Aspergillaceae
Product: LYR motif-containing protein
Exons: 1
Coding region: 1-423 (140 amino acids)
Biological process (GO): mitochondrial proton-transporting ATP synthase complex assembly
Cellular component (GO): mitochondrial matrix
Source: RefSeq, a predicted model, not a curated record
AUGACACAACCUUUCACAAACCAAGCGCGAAGCACCUACCGCGCGCUCCUCCGCGAGCUCCCCAAGCGCAGCCGCACCGCCCCAUCCCCAAUCCACAACCGCCUCCGAACUCUCUUCCGCUCCGAACCGCAAACCGCCUCCACAACCGACGCAAAAUCCCCAUCCUCCUCAAUAGCGAGCACUGGCGGCAGCGACGCCAUUCCCUUCUCCACGCCGACCUCGAACGAGGAGCGCGCUCUGCGCCUGCAGGAGGCGGAGCAGUUGGCGCAGUAUGCUCGCGCGCAACGGACAUAUGCGGCGCUGCUGGAGCGGUAUAACCCUGGCAUGAACCUUGAUGAGGAGGAGCGGAUUCGUCUUACGGCCAGACGGGUUGGUCUUGAUUUGCCUGAGUUGCAUGAUGCCGAGGGGAAGAAGUCUGAGUAA